UGAGCCGUGAUGGUGCUGUGAAAUGGCGAGGAGCGGCAAUAUCGAUAUCAGAAGCGUUUUUGAGGGGUACCUGCAAAAAGAACGGCAAUUCGAGCAAGAAAUAGAAGAAUGUAACAAAUUACGUCGCGAAAUACGCAGUAGAAACGUUGUCAGAGUUUCCGACGCGUCCUCGACGAGUCUUCUCGUAAAUUUGGAAAAAUCUCGCGUUCGUAAUCAGACUCUUUUAAAGGAUCUGGAGAUGUCUAGGGCGCGUCUGAGAACUUACGCAUCUUACACGCCUACUGAUGAGGAAUUACAGCAAAUUUCGUCGGCCUACCGGAGCUACCUCCGCAAGAAGCUCCGGGACGCGGAUUCCUGAUGAUGCCGUUACUCUCACGUGACCAGGAGAAAGUCUCCGGUUGAUCGUCGGUUCAACCCGAUAACUCGAGCCGAACGAACAAACUUCCAAAUGAAAAGUUUGUUGAUCGUUGGGAUCGAUGAAUCGGGCUGACUACUGGCGUGCGUGCGUGCGCGCGUAUGUGUGUGUGUGUGUGCGCGCGCGCACAUGUGUAUGUGUGUGUGCGCGCGCGUUAUUCGCUGAUGACUGCGCCUUCGCACGUUGAAUAAUAUAAGAACACCGGAUUGAUUCGACGACUGCAGAUCCAUGGUGAGAAGCGCGCGCUCAAUUUUCUUUCGAAACCUGGAUCUUCCGCACGUGUUCGAGCGAUUGCCCCGAGACGGUAGAUUAUUCUUAACGAAAAAACCACGCUCGUAAUCAAUUUCAUCAUUGAACACGAUGUACAAUGCAAUGUGCGCGAGAUCUGCCGCAUCGUGCGAUGAUACAUUUUUCCGGACGAGAUCCUCGAGCGUACGAGGAGGAGCGCACGCUCGGCUUCCGGCGAAAUAACUAAAAGCUGAAAUCUAACUAGCGAGCUAAUUUGCACUCUAAUCUACUUGUGCAAAGGUCUCCGGGAGCUAAUUACAAUGGCAAAUAGCGUUACCUUUUAAGGCCUGCUUGCGGCGAUCGCUCGCCGUUCGGCGCGAUUCGAUGGAUGAUGGAUCUUUCUCUCUCUCUCUCUCUUUCUCUUUCUCUCUUCAUCGGCGAGCUUCUCGGCGAGGGAUCAAACGCGCGGCGGCAAGAAGACGCGGCGUAAAGGAGACAAGUGCGCACGGACGAGUGCGAGCGCUGGUGAUGUCCCACCUGUCCGUAUGGCCAUAUUCAUAUUCAUUUUCUACGUGUGACCGCACUAUCAUCGCCGAUAAUUACCGGCGCGCACAACGUGUACGGCCUGAUAGGACGGCCACGUUUCAGUAGCUACCUGAGAUAAGAGAGCUCAGGCCAAUAAUUCGCCGCCGGUGAGUCGCGUGUUUUUUUUUUAUUUUGCAGCUGCUUUUUAUGGACGCGAGAGUAUCGCGAAACGACGGGGACGACGACGACGAAAGCAAAAGCGAAAA
Molecule: messenger RNA, 1434 nt
Organism: Dinoponera quadriceps
Lineage: Eukaryota; Metazoa; Arthropoda; Insecta; Hymenoptera; Formicidae
Exons: 3
Coding region: 23-358 (111 amino acids)
Source: RefSeq, a predicted model, not a curated record